CGGGCAGCGAAACGCAAAGGGUGUAAGGAAGUUUGAAAACCAAUUAAAAAAAAGAAGAAGAAAAAAUUAAAACGAUGUUUAAUGAGAAUUGUUUUUUAAAAAUUUUGAACCAAUAAAUAAAUUAAAAAAAUAAGUUAAUAAGUGAACGAAAAGAAAACUAAGUAAAAUGCCCGUACCAAAUCGUACCUCGGAUUUAUCAGCUAUAGCGGUUAAUACAAAUAUUCCGGAUGAUAGUGUCGAUUGUGGAAUACGCGUUUUGGGCUGGUGUCGCGGCCCCUCGUGCCAGAAAUAUGCUCGUCUGCGAACUUUCGUCAUUGUCUUGGCCUGUGCUGGCCUCUUACAGGGCAUGUGUGAAACAUAUUUUCGCAUAUCGGCCAAACAGGCAGCAUUGGAUAAUGAUUGGAAUCCCCUGAUUGUGGAAUGGCUCCUGGUAAGCAGUGGAAUAUUUCAGGCCAUAUUCGCUCUGGCUUUUGCCUAUUGGGCCCAUCGAAUACAUCCGAUUAGUUGGUUGGGUGGUGUUAUAAUUUUACAAGGUUUGACCUGUAUCAUAUCAAUGCUGCCAUCGAUAAUGAAUUUUGCUGAUGGCGUGCGUUACACAGACACAGCCGAGGAGGAUAGUAUUUGUGCCACAACAUGGCAAACGGGCAAAUUGCUGUCGGUGGAGAACAGCAAGUUAUUAAUUUUGGCUAUGCUCUUCGUGCUGCAGUUUGCCCUGGGUCUGGGAUCUUUGGCCUUCUAUACGAUUGGCAUAACUUACAUAGAUGAUAAUUCCGAUUCCAUUGAUAGUCCUGCCGUUAUUGCCACGGCCUUUGGGGCCAAAAUUGCCGGGUUGCAAACAGGUUCCAUGUUGGUGCUGGGUGUGGGAGCCAUUGGUCUGGGCUGGUGGUUGGGUUGGGUUAUAUUGGCUCCUUUGGUUAUUGUCACUGGCAUCCUACUGGGUCUCUUCCCAAAACAAUUACCCAAAACCGUGAUACAUCAAGCUGCCCAACGAAUUAUCGAAGAGAGUCGUAGUCGUCAGUUUGGUAGUCAAUUCUCCACCUACAUUGAUGACACGGCAUUUGGCCCCUCGGUGAAGAGGGUCUUUGGCAAUAAACUGCUGAUGUUCAAUAUUCUCAGCGUCAUGUUUAUACAAUCGGCCACAAUAAAUUUUUCCCUGCAAGAGGAAAAUUAUUUACAAUCCCGCUUCUAUUUGCCCUUUAGCGAGGAGGAUGGCCUCGAACAGGAAUGGCGUUCACGUUUCAUAUCGUUCUUUUUGAAACCGGCGGCUGCAGCCAUAAGCAUGUUUCUGGGAGGACUUGUCAUAUCCAAAAUGAAAUUGAGCGGAAGAAAAAUAGCCUCCAUCAACAUAGGCAUGUGCGUCAAACUGCUGGCCAUCUACAUAGCCUAUAUAUUUAUAAAAUGUGAAGUUGGACCCCUUGCCGGUGUUACAAAUGGCAAAAUUGAACAGCCAGCCUGCUCGAGAAAUUGUAUCUGCACUCCAACCUCAUUUAUGCCAGUUUGUCCGGAAAACUCCACUGUGACAUAUUUUGCACCCUGUUAUGCGGGAUGUACCAGGAAGACUGUUAUUAAUAGUGUUGAGUUAUUUGAAGGCUGCAGUUGUGGUGGAACGGAUAAUUAUGAAAUGGAUUUGACGAAUAGUAAACGAGCUACGCUGGGGGCGUGCAGUGGUGAAAAAUGUAGCUCAAUGUUGUGGAUAUUCCAAAUGCUAAGUAUCUCUGCGGGAGUGGUUUAUGGCAUCACAACGAUAGGAAAGAUUAUAAUAAGUCUGAGGAGUGUUCUGCCACAAGAUAAGGGCUUGGCGCUGGCAAUGGAAGUGAUGUUGGUGGGUUUGUUUGCCUACGUUCCGGUACAUUUGGCCUAUGAUGUGGUGUCACGUGCCACCUGCAUUUACUGGGCUCCGCAUUACACCCAAUGUCUGCUGCGCGAAACUCCCAAACAUGGCAAUAUUUUGGAUAUUUUAUCGGCCAGUUUAAUAUUUGUCGGAUUGAUAUUCGACAUUUUUGUGUUUAUUUACAUUAAAGGUCUGAAUAUCUACAAUUGCAAAGUUACGGAUCACAAUUACACACCCUCGCUGUACUCGGCUGUGCCACAAGGUGAUCCCACUCAUACCGCUGCAGGAGGUAGUCCGGUGACAACAAUGACAACGGUAUCCCGGCAAGCACCACCACCACAACCCAAUAGGCCGGCUCCGAAACCAGAAAUUACCGUAUUUCGCCAACCCAGUACCUUGACCAAUUCUUCCGGUGGUGGCAGUAGCAUUGUGGAGCCACCAACCAAUGGUGUAACCUAUGCCCAAGUGGUAUUUCCACCCGAUAAACGUAAACCCAAUGAUGGUAGUGCCAGUCCCAAACGUAUGGCUGUGAGGGCCGAUGUUCCUCUGCAUCAUUUAUCGACCGAUGAUGUUCGAGCCCAGUUGAGUAAUUUGAAAUCAUUUAAUCCGCAAGCAAACGGCACAGCAACAACGGCAAUGACAAACGAACAAAAUAAUAAUAAUAACAACAAUAAUAAUAAUCCAGUGCCAGCAGUAAAGAGUUCAACCGGUGCCAUACCCAAGAGGCCAAUGGAAACCGAUUUAGAUGCCAUUCGACCACAAAGUCCUGAAACGGAUUUUUAAUUUUUAACGAUUUCAUGACUUAAUUUAAAUUUAAUCACUUUUUAUAUUUUUUAUAAAUACUAUUUUCUGAUACAUCUACAGAUCUACGUUCACGGACUCAUUUCCCAUGCCAUAAUACAUACAUACUUAUAUAACAACCUAUUUCGAAUUCAAUAUUUUCAAAAUAAUUAGUAAGAUAGCUAAGCAUAUUUUGUAUCUACACACAUUCUAAAAUAAAGUGUAUG
Musca domestica (house fly) is the source of this 2838-nucleotide messenger RNA. RefSeq names its product solute carrier organic anion transporter family member 1A1-like. NCBI's taxonomy places the organism in Eukaryota, Metazoa, Arthropoda, Insecta, Diptera, Muscidae. The record is from RefSeq and is a predicted model, not a curated record. Bases 167 to 2614 code for a protein of 815 amino acids. The transcript is spliced from 7 exons. Gene Ontology annotation, cellular component: membrane. Gene Ontology annotation, biological process: sodium-independent organic anion transport; transmembrane transport. Gene Ontology annotation, molecular function: protein binding.